Molecule: messenger RNA, 6393 nt
Organism: Xiphias gladius (swordfish)
Lineage: Eukaryota; Metazoa; Chordata; Actinopteri; Istiophoriformes; Xiphiidae
Gene: exoc6b
Product: exocyst complex component 6B
Exons: 24
Coding region: 166-2640 (824 amino acids)
Biological process (GO): intracellular protein transport; Golgi to plasma membrane transport; exocytosis
Cellular component (GO): exocyst; membrane
Source: RefSeq, a predicted model, not a curated record
UCAAACGAGGGAAACUCCGCUCACUCGGGCUGCUCUGUAAUAACAUCGAACCAACCCUCUGGUUCCUCCUCUUGACGCACGGAGCCCAGCUAGUCCGCUCGUCUCGGCUCGGCUCGGCUCCUCUCAGCUCAGCUCGGCUCGGAACCGUGCAUAGCAACAUGCAGGAUGGCGAGCAUGGAGACAGCCGCCGAACACGAACGUAUCCUGAGGGAGAUAGAGAGCACAGACACCAACUGUAUCGGACCGACCCUCCGGUCGGUGUACGAUGGUCAGGAACAUGGCCUGUUCAUGGAGAAGCUGGAUGUGCGAAUCAGGAACCACGACAGAGAGAUUGAGAAGAUGUGUAACCAUCACUUCCAGGGGUUCGUGGACUCCAUCACGGAGCUGCUCAAAGUACGAGGGGAGGCGCAGAAACUGAAGAGUCAGGUGACUGAGACCAACAGGCGUCUUCAGGAUGAUGGCAAAGAGCUCAUCAGCUCUAUGGAGGAUUUGAAACAGUGUCGCGUACAACAGAGAAACAUCGCUACUACUAUAGACAAACUGACGCACUGCCUACCAGUCCUGGAGAUGUACAGCAGACUUCAGGAGCAGAUGAGGGCCAAACGGUAUUACCCAGCGCUGCGGACGUUGGAGCAGCUGGAGCAGACGUGUCUUCCCAGGGCGGGUCAGUACCGGUUCUGCUCCAUCAUGGCAGAAAACAUCCCCAAACUGAGGACACAAAUCCGGGACACAGCCAUGACACAGCUGAGAGACUUCCUGGAGAGCAUCCGGAAGCACUCCGACAAGAUAGGAGAGACCGCCAUCAAACAGGCCCAGCUACAGCGCUCAUUGGACAGCUCUGUCUCCACACAGCCGAGGGCCCUGAUUGGCCGACGUGGCAGGAAGGAGGCGGUGGCGGCCAUAGGGUUGGGGACCGACAGUGACGGACAGGGUGGCAGUCCAGUGUCAGAACAGGACUCCGGCAUUCUGGAUGUGGAGGAUGAAGACGAGGAUGAUGACGUCCCAGGAGCUCAGGACCUGGUGGAUUUCUCUCCAGUUUACCGCUGUCUGCAUAUCUACACUGUGCUGGGUUUGCGUGAUGUGUUUGAGAACUACUACAGAAAGCAGAGGAGGAAACAGGCUCGCCUCGUACUGCAGCCCCACUCUAACAUGCAUGAAACUUUGGAGGGAUACAGGCGGUACUUCAAUCAGAUUGUCGGGUUCUUUGUUGUGGAGGAUCACGUUCUUCACACCACACAGGGUUUGGUCAACAGAGCGUACGUAGAGGAGCUUUGGGAGUUGGCGCUGUCCAAAAUUGUCGCUGCCCUGAGGACACACUCAUCGUACUGUGACGACCCCGACCUGGUGCUGGAUCUGAAGAACCUAAUUGUCCUUUUUGCUGAUACACUGCAGGGUUAUGGUUUCCCAGUGUCCCAGCUGUUUGACAUGCUGUUGGAGAUGAGGGAGCAGUAUGGAGAAAUCCUGCUCAAGAGGUGGAACAUCACCUUCAGGCAGGUGUUGGACCAGGACAACUACAGUCCAAUCCCAGUCUCAACAGAGCAGGAGUAUAGACACUACACUUCCCAGUUUCCCCUGCAAGACCCCGAACUAGAAAAGCUUCCCUUCCCAAAGAAGCUUCCCUUUUCUGAGUUCGUGCCAAAAGUCUACUGCCAGCUCAAAGAGUUCAUCUAUGCCUGUCUGAAAUACUCUGAAGAUUUACAUCUCAGUUCCACAGAGAUAGACGAUAUGAUCCGCAAGUCGACAAAUCUGUUGUUGACGAGAACCCUCAGCCACUGUCUGCAGUACGCCAUUAAGAAGAAGAAUGUCGGGCUGGCAGAGUUGGUGCAGGUGAUCAUUAACACCACCCACCUGGAGCAGAGCUGCCACUUCCUAGAGGAGUUUAUAUCAAACAUCACCAAUGUUCCUCCUGACACAGUAAAUGCUACCAAGUUGUAUGGGACCUCCACCUUUAAGGACGCUCGUCAUGCGGCAGAGGCGGAGAUCUACACCAGCCUGAACGCCAAGAUUGACCAGUUCCUGCAGCUGGCUGAUUACGAUUGGCUGGCCGCGGUGCCAGUAGGCGGGACUCCAACUGCCAGCGACUACCUAAUUGACCUGAUUGCUUUUCUGAAGAGCACAUUCAGUGUCUUCACCAACCUGCCCGGAACGCCAAUAGAACACGCUACCUUACCGGGCAAAGUGGCGCAGACGGCCUGCAUGUCAGCCUGUAAACACAUCUCCACCUCCCUGAUGCAGCUCCUGCUUGACCCAGAGGUCCGACAGAUCUCCCUGGGAGCUCUACACCAGCUCAACAUCGACGUCAAGGAGUGCGAGAGUUUUGCCAGAGCCGGCCCGGUCGCAGGCUUCCAGGGUGACACGUUGCUUCUGGCCUUCAGUGACUUGAGACAAUUACUGGAACUGUUCACCCAGUGGGAUUGGUCGACCUACCUGGCUGACUACGGCAAACCCACCUGCAAAUACCUGAGAGUCAACCCACAUACUGCACUGGUCCUGCUGGAGAAGUUGUUUAAGCCGAUGAGGGAGAUGAGCAGGAAGAACAAUGUCUUCGCCCAGUUCAGGAAGACGGACAGAGACAGACAGAAACUCAUCGACACCAUCAUCAAACAGCUACGCAACCUCAUCGCACAGCACCACACCUAAAGCGAGCCCCCUGAUUGGGCAGCGGGCCAGAAGCCGCCAGUUAAUUAGCUGAUCGAAUCCAUCCAACCUGAUGAAAAGCAGACGUCACUGACCUGUUCAACCCCACAAACCACUGGUGGAUCUAUGCACCUUAACCUCACUGGACGCCACUGAACUUCCAACGACUGGUCCUUGUUGGUCAUCUUUGACACCCAAAACAACCAGUACAAACCUGCAGCGAGCUCAUUGGAUAAUAAGCUUGUGCUGUGCAAUCUGAUUGGUUAAUUUAAGCCACUGUUUCCGGAAUAAGGAGUAUCUGACUCCUGGGGCUAAAACAAGUAUUUCGACAGCUUCAGUUUCACUUCAGCUUCACUUCAUCUGCGUGAAACUUUGCAAGAAAUUGUCAGUUUGGGUGAAGACAAGGAUGUAAGAAGAUCUCUCCUAAAUCCGGUUGGUUGUUCCAAACGCCUGCUCAUGCACAAGCUGAACUUUCAAAAAAAACAAAAAAUAAAACGGAAGCUGUAGUCGAUCUUCUUGGUUCAAAUUCGUGUCGAGCUGAAAUGAGUAAACUCCCUGGCUUAUCCGAAAUAGUUGAUGCCAACUCUUCCUUCCAGCUGUAGGUAGAUAUUCAGUUUUUUUCUUAUUGUCAACAAAUCCCAUGAAAACCACCAGUGAUUCAGCACGAGUGCGACGUGUAUUUUGUGCCACCAAAGCCUGAUGUAUCCUAUAUGGUGUCGUUUAUUUUGACUCAGUCCCACACACGUCAUCCUGCAGCUGUAAGUACUCACUAGAGCACAAAAUGUGUAUUCAUCCACGGCUGAACGUAGUCCAACCAACAAAUGCACUAAUCUCUGCUGUUUGAGCAAUGUUUUCUAAACGCUACGGUGCCCAGAAGUUUUAGGAAAUUACUUUGCCUUUUCUAAAAGAGCAGCUAUAUAUUUGUGACCCAUUCUUGCUCAUUUACUUCUUCAUUAGGAACCGAUGGGCUCAUGGCUGAGUGCCACAGACAGGGCAGAAAAGUCAUCAAGUACUGAGAGACAGACUAACACAUUUCGGGUUUUAGGUCUUUUCACUGGAUUUGUUGACAAUAUCUCCUGCCUUUUACUCAAACUUGAAUUGAUCUUGAUCUUAAAAGCAGCUGGGUUCUGUUAGAUUUCUGACCUUUGGAGAACAAUCACGUAGAGCAGACAGAUGUACUAAUUAUUAUCCUUCUAACAUUGAAUUUUACCAGCUAAAACAGCAUCAAAAUCAGUAAUAGAAUAAGCAUUUCGGGCCAUGAACAUAGACAUUAAAAAUAAAUCCACAUAUUCGGUGUGCUCAACUAAAGUUUCCCCAAACCACAGUCUUCGUGUUCAUGCUUCAAGUUUGACAGAAAUUCGUCAGUUUCCAGUUGCAGUGAACACUUUGUUGCCCUACUUGUUGCUUCACUUGCUGGAUGCUGUUAUCAACAUAUCUGUAGGUCUACAAAACGGGAGCGCAGGUUAAUUUGGGCUGCGAGUUGCAGUUAGAUUCACAUGGAGACUGAGCGGGAGAAUCUGUGUGGGUUUUUUAGUGAGAACUCUCAAUGUCAGCAGAGUUUUAUUCUUUUGUACCACAAGCUUCCCAUCUCCCUCAAAAUCGAACCGAGCUGGCUGGUUCACGCAAGUCUGUCCGCAUGCCCGUGAUAUUUUUCCUCCUCUGUUGCUGACAGCCUUCAAUGUCUUCCACUGUGGCACAAUAAGAGCACGUUUUGAAUGUACAUCGGCGAGGGUCGUCUUCAAUAGCCGAGUGUCGUCAUCUCAGGUUGCGACGUUUUAACAUCGCAGCCAGACGAGCACUGAGCCCGAGAAAAAGUAGAUAAUGGUGGCAAAUACACAGAUUGUUACUCCAGUAUCCCUUAUCCCCUAACAAAGGGGGAUGUUGACGCAACAUGGCAACCCUUUUCCCUCUUAACAUACAACCUGUGAACACUUGAACGGCUGCUCAGAUCUGGCAACCUCAUUCCCACAUCGUAGCACCUGAAAGAACAGUGAGUGUUUGGGUUUUAAAAGGGAGGAUGUCGUCCAAACAUGGCAACCCAUUCCUCCCCUUUCCAUCAGAUUUGAAUUUGGGGGGGGUGCGUUUUAUACUCAUCACAGCUCGGUCUUAAAGAGGGGAAUAAUGCUCCAAUUUGGCAACCGCUCUGGAGUGUAUAGUGAUUGGUUCGCGUGGUAGACUAGAAAGAGACAAAUUUGUAUGGAAGCCAUUGUACUAAUACCAAGCACACACACUUUCAUGUCUUCCAUAAACAUAGCUCUGUGUGUGUGUAGUGUGGCCACACAAACUCGUUAAGUUGAAGCACAGGAGAUAAUUACCUUCACACUAGAUUAGUUUUGGAACUAAUAUGGGUCUUUUUUUGUUCUCUGCGUUGCUUUUUUUUCUUGAACUUGGGUGCAAUAAUAGCAUUGGAAACUGCAGCAUUUUGUGUGUGUGUGUGUGUGUGUGAGAGAGAGAGAAUCAUUGUGCUUUAUAAAGGGAUUCAAACUUGCAGCGUGUGUGUGUGUGUGUGUGUGUGUGUGUGUGUGUGUGUGUGUGUGUGUGUGUGUGUGUGUGUUAGCAGGGAAUUAAAGUCUUCCGCUUCCUCUCUGUUCCACUAACGGAGCACAUUCGAUCAAUCGCCAUGUGAACGACGACGCGCGGCGUGUUUCUGUGAGUUUGUGUCCACGUGCGCAUGCCGGCACUGUGAAAUCAAGUCUAUGCGUUUAUGCUGAUGUGUAUGUUUAUGUGUUUGGGUUUUUUCCUUUCUUUUUUUUUUUCUUUUUUCUUUUUCCCGUCAUCCAUCCUCAGCGGUGUAUCAUUUUUAGGUGUUAGUAAGGGAACGGGGGCCGUCGUUACUGAAUGUGCCUUUGCUGUGUCUUGUUUUAUUUUCCUGCCAAUGAAGCAGCAGCACUGUGGUGUUUGGACUCUGGACCCAGUUUACUGGACAUCCGCGCUGCAUGUACAUCAACACGGGGAACUGCUGACGGUCUGAGAAAGAAGAAAAACACAAAACAUCUCAACUCAAAGCCCUCUUAAUAGCUUGAGGUCUGUCUGUUUCUUUUUCUGAGACACUAAUGAUGCUAUGCGCUGCUAGUCGUCGCCUGUAGUAAACCUCAGUUUUAGAACUGAUCACAUACGACUUGAAAUAUCUCUGUUUGAGAUUUUUUUUUUUAAAUUGGUUAAAAAAUCUCUGGAUCAAAAUAUUUUUCUUGUAACUGUGAGAUCUGCAUGGUGGAGAAAUUCCCCUUCUGUUGGUGGAGGCGCUGAACUUUCUCAAACACGUCAGGAACUGCUGUGACUAAAACUGAAAACGUGGGUUGUGGGUGGACCUGGAUCGAUCUGAUAACGGAUCCGAAUUGACACACUUUCCGAUCGCUCCAGCUGUGUACAGACGUCCUUUGCUUAAACUGCAGGAUUUUGGGGCACGUCAAAUGUACUUGCCCACCGCCUAGCUCUUAUCGUUGGCCAAGGAGCAGCUCCGGUCCCUUGCUCGAGAGCACUGUGGCAGUGGUAAGCGAGGCCACAGUGUUGGACGAUCCAGGCGUUCACAGCGACACCUGCCCGCUUCUCUGACCCGUACCCGUCCAGAGUCCUCACGCUGCAGAUGCUGCUGCUGCUUUGUUUUGUAUCCUGUAAGCAGAAGUCUUUGUUGAGACAGAAAGCACUAAAUGGUGUUGUAUUAAACCACUAAUAAAUGAAACUGAAGUAAAAUAAUACUAAAGUUGCAACAAAUGCCAACAGACAAAUACGGAAUAAAAGGAAAACUGUUGAAUAUUU